Molecule: messenger RNA, 2589 nt
Organism: Daphnia magna
Lineage: Eukaryota; Metazoa; Arthropoda; Branchiopoda; Diplostraca; Daphniidae
Exons: 3
Coding region: 1-2589 (862 amino acids)
Source: RefSeq, a predicted model, not a curated record
AUGGCUGCGAUGGUGAGAGAUGCGGUAACAAGCGCCCAGAGCUUGAACUUUCAACAAGAGAUUACCCACUCAACAGUAGUUUUGCAGCUAGAAACCAAACUGCCACUCGAUCUGCAACGAGAAUGGGGAAGGACAGCAUAUUCACUGCGACCAAAAACCGCAACCUUAGCAGACUAUGAUAAGUGGAUAGACGGAGUCAUUGGAGCAGAGGAAUCAAGAGGUACUAAUUUCCUUAUCCAAAACAACAAAUCAUCGUUUGCUCAACCACGCCAGAAUCAGUACAACGGUCCAACCAUGUUGUACACAAAUAUGGAAGAGGUACGGAAAGAAAAUGUAUGCCAAAUAUGCCGCGCCGAUCCAGGACACAGGCUUGAAGCGUAUCUCAAAUUCCGUUCAAAAACGCCAACCGACCGAGCCAAGGACUGUGCCAAGUUUGGUCAUUGCUUUCGCUGCCUAGGACGCGACCAUUUUUCCCGUUCGUGCAAGAAGAACAUUACCUGUUCAGUAGAAGGAUGUGGAAAGCGGCAUCAUACAUUGAUUGAUGGAGCUGAGCUGGUCGCAAAGGGAACCUUCGGAGCACAAGGUAUGAAUAAAUCUACUAUCUUUGUCGGCUCAUGUCUAUCGUCAGCAUCGAAAGCAGUAUUAUUAGCAAUUGUUCCAAUGGUAGCAAAGAGUAAAGAAAAGGAAUAUCUCACUUUUGCCUUGCUUGACCCCGGAAGUGAAGCUACUAUUAUCACUAAUCAUCUUGCAGAUAAACUUGGUUUAUCAGGAAAAACAGCGAAUGUGCGAUUUGGUACGUUUAGAAGGUCAGAAGAAAUGGAUACAAGAGUAGUGUCGUUCUCGAUUAAGUCGCUCGACACCACGGUAAAAAUGGAGGUGGACAAGGCCUAUACAGUUCCCGAAAUUAAGCUGUCAAGACGGAACAUUGACUGGCCAAACAUCAAGCAUCGCUGGCCACACCUGGAAAACCUCGAGCUUCCUGUAACAAAUUCUUCGUUAGUUGAAAUACUGAUCGGAAUGGAUAUUGACGUAGCACACGUACAGCUGGGAAGUCAAAAACCCACCGAUGGAUUUGAAGGCCCUCGUGCCGUGUUGACUCCAUUCGGAUGGAUUGUUGUAGGCAAAGUGUCAUCUUGCCUUUUACAAGGACCCAGCCGUUGGCGAAGUAUUCAUUUUGGUACAUCACAGGAAGUUGAUGUGUCCCUCGCCGAUACAGUUCAACAAUUUUGGUCCACGGAAUCGUUUGGAACUAAUCCUGAUGUGGGAAAGGUAAUACCUGAAGAAGAUGCCAGAGCCCUCAAGAUAUUGGAGUCAUCAAUCACCAAUUUGGGCUACCGGUACCAAGUCGAUAUACUUUUCAAAAAACCUGACACCCGGCUGCCAAAUAAUAGGACAGCGGCGCUUAAACGUCUGUUCUCUGUGGAACAGCGUCUCUUACGCAAUCCAAGCUACGCCGAAAAAUACGUCAAAAUCAUCAAGAGUUAUUUACCCGACGGGUACGCAACGAAAGUAACGUACGACGAAAAAGACAAACCGGAGGGAAAGGUAUGGUACCUGCCACAUCAUUUCGUUGUAAACCCCAACAAACCCGAAAAAUUGAGGGUUGUUUUUUAUGGCUCCGCGAAAUACGAAGGUGUAUGUUUAAAUGGCGUCUUAUUACGAGGUCCUGUAUUAUUAUCAAGUUUAGUGGGAGUACUGCUUAGAUUCCGGCAACGGCCCGUCGCCAUCUCCGUUGACAUCGCUAGCAUGUAUCAUCAAGUAAAAGUAAACCCACGAGAUCAAUCGUUCCUUCGUUUCGUAUGGCGCGAUCCUGGUUGCCGGCAUCCACCUACAACGUUCCAGAUGACAGUACAGGUUUUUGGUGCGGUCUCGUCACCCACUUCAUGCCUUUUCGCCCUGAAAUAUGCAGUUGAAAACAAUCGCGGCAAGUUUCCAGAUGUUGCUGAUAAACUAAAAGACAAUUUUUAUGCAGAUAAUUUAAUCGAUUCAUUCGACACCAACGAACAAGCCAUCGCGUUCUCAAAAAACGCCAUUACGUCAUUAUCCCAAGGAGCCUUCAGAUUAAAUCAAUGGAUCUCGUCAUCAAAGGAAAUAAUGUCAACAAUUCCUGUCAGCGAGUGGUCAGACCCAAGCUUAAACCUCGACCUAGAUGACCUUCCUAUAGAAAGAACGCUAGGCAUGAUUUGGAAUUGUCAACUAGACACUCUCCAGAUAAAAACGCGUAUGGUCAGAACAGUUAACACGAAAAGAGAUAUGCUUGCAGCCAUGUCCAGCAUUUUUGACCCCCUUGGAAUCCUAUUGCCAGUCACGAAGAAGCCAGAAAACCUAGGCAAAAGUCUUUUACUUCUGUUGAAGGGACCAGCAACCAGAGUAACAUUUGCGAUAUUGAAACGCAAGACAACAUUGAUCUUGAUAUUAGCCCAAGAAUUGCAGAUGAAAGAGAGGCACUCAGAACUUUUCGCUAAUAAUUCAAUUCAUAUAGGGAAAGAUGUGCUACAGGAGAGACUGAAAAAUGCUUGCGAGGAAUACUUAAUUGCUAAGCAGCUUCUGCUAAGUCAGGCAGAAGAGGAAAAGAAAAAAAAACAAUGA